AUGAGUGAUGUUCCUCUCCUGAAGCAGGAGGAGCACCCAAGCCCGUCAUCCUGCAGCUCAGAGUCAAGUGUUGGCUGGGUGCUGCUGAGGUUUUUUGAGUGCUGCCCAGUGCUGCUGAGUGCUGCCGAGUGCUGCCGAGUCCUGCCAAGUCCUCCCGAGUGCUCCCAAGUGCUGCCGAGUCCUGCCGAGUCCUGCCAAGUUCUGCUGAGUGCUGCCGAGUGCUGCCGAGUCCUACCCGAGUCCUACCGAGUCCUGCCGAGUGCUGCCGAGUGCUGCCGAGUCCUCCUGAGUUCUACCGAGUGCUGCCGGGUGCUGCUGAGUCCUCCCAAGUGCUGUCGAGUCCUGCCGAGUCCUCCCGAGUCCUGCCGAGUCCUCCCGAAUUCUACCGAGUUCUGCCGAGUGUUGCCGAGUCCUCCCGAGUACUGUCGAGUCCUGACGAAUUCUCCCGAAUGCUGCCGAGUCCUGGCAAGUCCUGCUGCCGAGUGCUGCCGAGUCUUCCCGAGUCCUACCCCGUGCUGCCGAGUCCUUCCGAGUUCUAUCGAGUGCUGCCGGGUGCUGCCGAGUCCUCCCGAGUACUGUCGAAUCCUGACGAAUCUUCCCGAGUGCUGCUGA
Molecule: messenger RNA, 612 nt
Organism: Sorex fumeus (smoky shrew)
Lineage: Eukaryota; Metazoa; Chordata; Mammalia; Eulipotyphla; Soricidae
Product: keratin-associated protein 4-9-like
Exons: 1
Coding region: 1-612 (203 amino acids)
Source: RefSeq, a predicted model, not a curated record